This is a messenger RNA of Fraxinus pennsylvanica, 747 nucleotides long. Lineage: Eukaryota; Viridiplantae; Streptophyta; Magnoliopsida; Lamiales; Oleaceae. The record is from the annotation of a GenBank genome assembly.
AUGAACGACGAAUACUUUUCUAACAGCUGGUUACUGGGAAUUCCUGUUUUUCAAAAAAAUUUAGGACAUUUUCUGCUAGUAUUUUCAGUAUCAGGAACUUUUGGGAGGACUAGCAUCCAGCUGAGGUCAACAUCAAGUAAAAACCGAGCAUUGAGGUAUAUUGUUUCAUUCAAAGAUAAUGGGGGAAGAAUCGCAAGCCGACUCCUGAAACCUGUAAAAUCGCCUACCUCCAUCUCCGACGAGCUAUCCCGUGGCCGUAAAUCUGUGGCCGGUCCGUUCUCCAUCUCCGUCCACAUGAAGGAACAGAAAUUAUGGAAGAGGUCCAAGAGGAGCAUCACUUUUGAGCAGCAUUCACGGGUUAUGACAUUAUCGAAUGAGGAGGUCACAGGAGGAUCAUCAAAGGUCACAGGAGAGUCAUUAGAGGUCAUGGGAGAGUCAAGACUUAGAAGAUUAAGAUCAGUUAAGGAAAGGCAUCAGUUGUUUUGGGGGCAAUUCUUGUGGGGAGGAACUGCUGAACAAGUUGAAACAUUAAGAACAUUUACAAGGAAGAUUGGGUUGUUCCAAGUUGUCGAUGAUAUAUUGGACGUGACGAAAUCCUCAGCAGAAUUGGGAAAAACUGCAGGAAAAGAUUUGGUGGCCGAUGAGGCAACUUAUCCCAAAUUGUUGGGAUUGGAUCAGGCUAGGGAAUUUGCUGAGACAUUGAAUGAGGAGGCUAAGGAACAAUUGGCUGAAUUUGAUUUGGACUAG